AUGAAGAAGAUAAACUGGUCCCAUAUACUGUUUGACUUUUUCGCUGUGAAGGUUAUUACGACUAGGUGCGAUUACGAUUUGGCCAUGGAUGACGAGUUGCUAAUAGAAGACGUGCGAAAGUAUCCAGAGUUAUACAACCUAGCCCAUAAACAUUAUAUGCAUACAAAGAAGAAGGAGGAGAUCUGGAGAAAAAUAGGAAACCUAUUAAAUUCAGAUGGAGCCGCAUGCAAGACCCGGUGGGUUAAUAUACGCGAUAUUUAUCGCAAAUCCUUGAAAAAAGAGGCAACCAAAAGCGGCCAAGGGGCGAAACCGUUGAAGCCCUAUAAAUACCACCACCAACUUGGCUUUUUGAAACCAACCAUGGUUGAGCGGGCGACCAUCAGUAACAUAAGCACUGAUGGCGCUGGUUGUUCUGCGCCCGAAUCCGUUGGUGAACAAGAACCGGAGUUGGAACGCGAUGCGGUUCGCGUUGAGGCGAAGAAUCCACCUAAUAAAAAAGAAAACGAGUACCACACGAUGUACCAAAAUCUGCGAAGCCAUCAGAAAUGUUAA
Topomyia yanbarensis is the source of this 552-nucleotide messenger RNA. RefSeq lists its product as uncharacterized. Gene Ontology annotation, biological process: regulation of transcription by RNA polymerase II. Gene Ontology annotation, cellular component: transcription regulator complex; nucleus. The record is from RefSeq and is a predicted model, not a curated record. The transcript is spliced from 2 exons. Bases 1 to 552 code for a protein of 183 amino acids. NCBI's taxonomy places the organism in Eukaryota, Metazoa, Arthropoda, Insecta, Diptera, Culicidae.